Molecule: messenger RNA, 3773 nt
Organism: Penaeus chinensis
Lineage: Eukaryota; Metazoa; Arthropoda; Malacostraca; Decapoda; Penaeidae
Product: glycosyltransferase 25 family member-like
Exons: 4
Coding region: 16-1968 (650 amino acids)
Molecular function (GO): procollagen galactosyltransferase activity
Source: RefSeq, a predicted model, not a curated record
AGAAAUUAAUUAGUCAUGGCAUUCCAGGACCUCAGAAACAGAUUAUAUCUCCAAAACCGAGGAAUAUUUCAGGAAUGCCCACAGCUGCGAGGAGGGUUGGCAGUCCUGGGGCGUGGUGAGCUGGCACUGAGAGGCUUGUUUGUGUUGAGGCAUGUGAAGGGGAAGGACCGACCUCGCAUUAUGGGUUGGUUCGCGUCCUCCCUCUUCGCCCUUUGGUCUGUGCUUGUGGUGGACGUCGCUUGGACCGUCCAGGGACAAGUGACCCAGAAUGACAUCAAGGAUCCGACCGUAUAUGUGGUGCUCCUGGCCAGAAACAAGGAGCACACGUUGCCUUACUUCCUGACGUUGUUUGAGCGCCUCAAUUACCCCAAGGAGAGGAUGAGCCUCUUCAUUCGCUCCGACCACAACCAGGAUAAGACGAUUGACAUCCUACAGGAUUGGCUGGAGGAUAACAGGGACAAGUAUCAUUCAGUUGACGAGCAUUUGGAUCACCUUGGACCCAAGAAAUACUCAGAUGAUAAGUUUGUGUCAGAGUGGAGUGAUGAGAGGUUUGAUAACAUAAUUAGCAUGAAGGAGGAGGCUUUGAAGAAAGCCAGGGGCAUGUGGGCUGAUUUUAUAUGGUUCCUGGACAUGGAUAUUUUUCUUACAGAGCCUGAUGCCCUUCACAUAUUGCUAAAUGAAGAUAAAGCCAUUAUUGGGCCGAUGUUAAACUCUCUCGCCACAUACAGCAACUACUGGGGUGGUAUGACAGAAGAUUAUUGGUACACGCGCACUGAUGAUUACCUUCCAAUUUUGGAACGAAAGGAUAAGGGAUGCUUUAUCGUGCCUAUGGUCCAUUCUUUUGUGUUGGUCGACCUUACACGGAGCGCUUCAGACAAUCUUACAUUUGUGCCAAAGAAUGUUCAAGGGUACAAUGGUCCAAAUGACGAUAUUAUCACUUUUGCAAUAUCUGCAAAGAAUGCUGGUAUUGAUAUGUAUGUUUGCAAUUCCAUAAUAUAUGGGUUUAUCCCUCCACCUCUUGAUGAUAAUCAAGGUAUGGACAUUGACCUUAGACAGCUUCUAAGCAUAAAGCUUGAAAUUCUUGUUUUCUAUCCUUCUGUACCAGUAACCCCAAACUUAGCCAAAUAUGUACCUCCAUUGCCAAGAAAGGAUAAACUAGGUUUUGAUCAGAUAUACUUGAUUAGCCUUGCUCGUCGACAUGAAAGACGUGAGAGAAUGCAACAAUGUUUUGAUGAAUUAGGUUUGGAUGUCAAGAUUUUUGAUGCUGUAGAUGGGCAGCUGCUGAACGAUAGUUAUCUCAAGCAGUUGGGAGUGAAGCAAAUGGAAGGCUACAAGGAUCCCUGGGCACAGAGAGAUAUGACCUUUGGUGAGAUUGGAUGCUUCCUAAGUCACUAUUUCAUCUGGGAAGAUAUAGUAAACAAUGGGUAUAAAAAGGUUCUACUCUUUGAAGAUGACAUUCGAUUUGAGCCUUUCUUUAGGGAGAAAGUAAGGCACAUGGUUCGGCAAUCAACCGAAUUGGUCGAUUGGGACUUGAUCUACCUUGGUCGGAAAAAACUCAAAAGUGCAGAUGAACCAUGGGUGGAUGAUUCAGACUAUUUGGUUCAUGUUGGUUAUUCCUAUUGGACACUGUGCUAUGUCAUCACACUAGAAGGUGCAACAAAGCUUUUAGAUGGUGAGCCUCUUGGGAAGAUGCUGCCCGUCGAUGAAUACCUGCCAAUUAUGUUCGACAGACACCCUGAUGAGGAAUGGAAAGAGAGUUUUGACAAUCGCAAUCUGAAUGCAUAUUCUGUGUCACCGUUAUUUGUGUAUCCAACCCACUACACUGGAGAACCAGGUUACAUCAGUGACACAGAAGAUUCAGUGACCAUUAUCAGUGAUGAAUCUCAAACUACUGUUGAACCAGAACUUGAAGACAAAGGCUUAGGGUUGGAGGUUGGACUGAAUGGACUGGGAAAGGAAGAACUCUGAACUCGGGUAAAUUUUUAAAGACUGGUGAAAAUUCAAAGUUUGACCCAUGAUCUGACAAGUGUUAGAUGGUAACUUUAUUUUGUUUUCUAAUUAUGCUAGAACUAAUUGGUGUUUCCAUGCUGAUUUUUAUUCUUAUAAAGUGACAAGUAGAAAUUACUUUAUUAAUGUCAUUGUAAUUAAAAUGAUUAAAAAGGGUAAUCAUACAAACAAAAUGAAGUGCUUUAUUAGAUAACUUUGUGUUAUUGAAAAAUGUGAUAUUAAUUGUAUGUAAUUUAUGUGCUAACAUGGAAAGUUUAAUCUGAUUUCACCUCUCAUUUUGCUCACAGACUAAAGUAAACAUUUUAAGGUAGUUCAUUUUCUUUAGAAUACCUAUUGAAAUCAUAAUGUAAUGCACUUUUUAUUUGUGAUAUAAGGUAAUGGCUUUUAAUUGUCAGUGGUAAUGUUUCUUAUGAGUAAUGAUUGUAAAGACAGGCAUUCUUUGGGAUCUGAUGUUCAUAUGCUGUUGAAUGUUGGAUGUUUAAAAGAGUUACAGCAUGUACUUUGUAGAAUGAUUAUAUUGUAAUUGUAGAGUGGUCUUGCUUCAAUAGCAGUACAUAUUUACAAAAAAUAUAGCAUAUGAUAUUUUAAACCUUCAAAUUUGCCACAAUGAUCAUGGUUACAUGUUCAUGGUGAUUAGAGGUUUGUUCUUUAGUUUGCUAUUAUUUUUGUGUGCUGUAUUUUUUAUGUCUCUUUUUAUUGUUGUUUAGAAUGUAAUUGCAGUUCACUCUACAAUAUUAUGUGAUUUAAUACCUUAAAUAUUUUUUUGGUUAAUCUGUUAAUAGUUGCUGCUAGUUCCACUUUGUUCAAGCUAGACGUUACAUGCUUGUAACAAACACUAUGUUGUUAGUAGGAUGAGUAUGCCAUUUAUACUCUGACCAGUAUUUUUCAUGUUAGUUGUUAUACAACAUGUGCAUAUAUUCAGUUAAAACCAGUUCUUCAAUAACUGGAGCUUUUUAGAAUGAAAUUAUAGUUUUGCCAUCUUCAGUGCUGACUUGUGCCAUUUACUUAUAAACCAGUGCUUGCUAAAUAAUGUUCUGAAAUUUAUAUGAGAAAAGUCACUGAGUUAUUUUGAAGCUUUAUUUAUGGGACAAGGUUUUUAAAAAGUGAAUUCAUACCUUGUGAUAGCUGCAUAUAAUCUAGGCUGCUUUAACAGUUAAAAGUAGGUGAAGAUUCCACACCAAAACUACAAAAGUACAAAGAGAGGAACUUUUCCUUUUGAAAUAGUAUGAUAGUUACAGACUAAUCCCAAAGGUAUCAUAUUGAAUAUAACAAAGAUUUUCAGAAGCAAUUGGCUGAUUUCCAUUCCUUAAACAGUGCCAUAUUUAUAGAAAUUAUAAAUGAAAAAUAUUUACCUUGAACAGGUUUUAAGGUAUUCAGAUGUAGUGACUUUAUACAUUGUAUUUGAUGUUUUGUAGUUCUUUUCCUUUCAUGGUGUAGCCAUUCUGCAUAAUGGAUUUUGAGACUUUGAUCUGUGUCUUGGGAGUGCAUAGUAUACAAGUAAUGUGAUAUGAAUGGUGCUAUAAAAAUGUGUUCAUUGAAUGCUCUCAUGUACAUUUUAUUUUAAUUUUCAUUUCAUUGUAGUGUUAUUUUUUUUUACUUCAAAACAUUAGUGUAGUGACAUUUUUUUUUUUCAGUGGAUCAGUUAGGGUAAGUAAUAGUGUGCAGAGAAGAGUUUCGUAAAUGUAACCAGUUCUAAAACUGGUAAUUUACAACAAAAUAAUUGUCUUCUGCAUGUUAAGCAAUAAUAAAGUCUUUUAUAUCAGCAA